GUCGGGGGCUCUCGGGGCGCUCAGCACAGCGCCCGGCACAGCCCGCCGGCCCGCACGGGGGCAGCAGUGAGCCGACGGCGACGCCUCCCUCCCUCCGUCCCGCACCUUUGAUGCCCCGGCGCUCACUACACUGCCCUGCGCGCGCAGGAGCCGCUCAUAGCCGCCCUCCGCCGUCAUGGCGACCUCCUCUGAAGAAGUCCUGUUGAUCGUGAAGAAGGUGCGUCAGAAGAAGCAGGAUGGGGCGCUUUACCUCAUGGCAGAAAGGAUCGCGUGGGCCCCCGAGGGCAAGGACAGGUUCACGAUCAGCCAUAUGUACGCGGACAUUAAAUGCCAGAAGAUCAGCCCCGAAGGCAAAGCGAAAAUCCAGCUUCAGCUGGUCCUGCACGCGGGAGACACCACGAACUUCCACUUUUCCAACGAAAGCACGGCCGUGAAGGAGCGCGACGCUGUGAAGGACCUUCUGCAGCAGCUGCUGCCCAGGUUCAAGAGGAAAGCCAAUAAAGAACUGGAGGAGAAGAACAGAAUGCUGCAAGAAGAUCCUGUUUUGUUUCAGCUUUAUAAAGACCUAGUUGUGAGCCAAGUGAUCAGCGCCGAGGAGUUCUGGGCACACCGCUUGACCAUGAACGCGUUGGACAGUUCUUCCGCACCGAAUCACCGGCAGGACGUGGGCAUUUCCGCGGCGUUUCUGGCUGACGUUCGACCCCAGACGGACGGCUGCAACGGCCUGAGGUAUAACUUGACCUCGGAUAUCAUCGAGUCCAUAUUUAGGACCUACCCAGCAGUCAAACUGAAGUAUGCGGAGAACGUCCCCCACAACAUGACAGAGAAAGAGUUCUGGACGCACUUUUUCCAGUCCCAUUAUUUCCACAGGGACCGGCUCAACACGGGGUCAAAGGACCUCUUCGCCGAAUGUGCCAAAAUGGACGAAAAGGGGCUAAAAACGAUGGUGUCCUUGGGAGUGAAGAAUCCACUCUUAGAUCUGACCGCACUGGAGGAUAAACCGUUAGAUGAGGGCUACGGGAUUUCCUCCGGGCCAUCCACUUCCAACUCCAAAUCCCUAAAGGAGAACAGCAACGCAGCCAUCAUAAAGCGAUUUAACCAUCACAGUGCCAUGGUCCUGGCAGCGGGUCUCAGGAAACAAGAAGCACAAAAUGACCACGCCAGUGAGACCGGCAGCACAGACGGGAACUCGCGCGAUUCAGACUUCUUUCAGCCACCGUUAAAGAGGGUGAAGCUGCAAGAGUCCAUUGAAUACGAAGACUUGGGAAAAAAUAACAGCAUGAAAACCAUUGCACUAACCCUCAAGAAGUCAGAUAGGUAUUACCACGGUCCGACUCCAAUUCAGUCCUUGCAAUAUGCAACAAGUCAGGAUAUCAUUAAUUCUUUUCAGAGUAUUAGACAAGAAAUGGAAGCCUAUGCUCCCAAACUAACUCAGGUUCUUUCGAGUAGUGCCGCAAGUACUACCAUCACAGCCCUGUCGCCCGGAGGAGCGCUUAUGCAGGGAGGAACACAGCAAGCCAUAAACCAGAUGGUGCCAAAUGACAUUCAGUCUGAGCUGAAACACUUGUACGUGGCAGUCGGGGAACUGCUGAGGCAUUUCUGGUCCUGCUUUCCUGCGAACACGCCAUUCCUAGAAGAAAAGGUGGUCAAGAUGAAAAGCAAUCUGGAGCGAUUCCAAGUUACGAAGCUCUGCCCGUUCCAAGACAAAAUCCGGAGACAGUAUUUAAGCACAAACCUGCUAAGUCACAUUGAGGAGAUGCUCCAGGCGGCCUACAACAAACUCCACACGUGGCAGUCCAGGCGCAUGCUGAAGAAAACGUGAAACGUCUUGGCCGUUAAAAGGUUUUUUGUGUGUGUGUGUGUAGGGGGGUGAGGGCCUUUUUUUUGUUGUUCCUUUUGUUUUUUAAAAAGAUACCGUCUGCAGUGGUCUUAGGAACCCAACCUGACAAAUACGCAGCUCGUCCAGACGUCGCCGGGCGGGCCGCAUCCAACGGACUCCCGCAGCCGACGCUUUCUUGAACUUGCGCGUUUGGUGGGAGCGGGCAGACGGGGCGGACUAUUAAAGAAGAACCAAAACGAGAGAGCCGAGGCUCAAAAGCAAGCGUUAUUUCAAAAAGAGACUGUUUACCGCAGUUACUCAGGAAACUGCUUCGGGUUUGCAUUGAGCUGCUCUCAGAAAUAAAGAGAAUUCCUGUAAAGGGGGUGAAUUCAUCCAAUCUGGAGGCGGGAUGCGGGGGGGGGGAUGUAGGGUCGAGUCUUUUUUAACGUCUAUGGCACAGGGUAAAAUGUAAAAAAAUUUCCCUCUCAACGGGAUCCUCGUUUUGGAUUCUCUUCGAACUUUCGGAGACAAGUUGCAAGGGAAUAUUUCGAAUAAGCAGAGAAAACCGUUGCUUCGCGGCUCCAGGAAGAGGGCGGGCCAAGCGGGGGGAUCUCCUGGGCCGGGACUCAGAAAUGUGAAGCAAUAGGAUGUUUGCACUGAAUGCUUGUUUGUGUUUGGGGGUCCCUAGGUGGAAAAGGGGGGAACCGUUUUUGCAGAAAAAUCUUGGGUUUUUAUGCAGAGAUCUUUUUUUGGAGACAUUGGAGUUGCAUGUUUUUCUUCAAGUGCAAGGAUGCGCUGCUGAAAUGAGAUGGGUGUUGUUGGUUUUUUGUAAGACGGCAUUGUGCUUCAAAGGACAGGAAGAACGCAUUUUUUAAAAUUGAAAAAACUUGCAGUUGGUGUCUAAGAAAUCACUUAUUUUCACUUCUUUAGGACAAAAAAUAAAAAUUGUCUUUUAAGUCUGCUC
Messenger RNA from Tachyglossus aculeatus (Australian echidna), 2783 nucleotides. It is a transcript of the gene GTF2H1, whose product is annotated as general transcription factor IIH subunit 1. The record is from RefSeq and is a predicted model, not a curated record. Bases 176 to 1822 code for a protein of 548 amino acids. Gene Ontology annotation, cellular component: transcription factor TFIIH core complex; transcription factor TFIIH holo complex. Lineage: Eukaryota; Metazoa; Chordata; Mammalia; Monotremata; Tachyglossidae. The transcript has 15 exons. Gene Ontology annotation, biological process: transcription by RNA polymerase II; nucleotide-excision repair; transcription by RNA polymerase I.